CGCGUUUUUCGUGUUUAUAGCGCCGAAACAAUGCACCCAGUUUAAAACAAAGGGGAAUUUUGUUUACAAAUAUGUUCGUUUUACAGUGCGAAACGGACGGUUGUGUGAUAAGGACUGUGAUAUUUUUUUAAUUAGUUUCGUAUUAGUUUUAAGAUGAAUGUUGGGGCCAGCUGUAUCAGUUUGUAUACCACAGACGCGUACAAAGAGACGAGCGACACAAAGGAAACGUUCCAGAGCACGUUUUCGAUUAGCAAGUACGAGAGCAAAAGCUUGAAAAGCCUAUGGCCGCAGAUUUUCGCGGCCGUCAUAGCCGCAUCUUUCCAUAUUGGAAAUGGAAUCUCCAUGGCGUACUCGGCGGUACUGAUCGCCCAGCUGGAUCAGCCUGACAGCGAAAUAAAGCCCACCCAAACUGAGAAGGCGUGGAUGGCAAGUGUACUGAUCAUAGUGGUACCAGUAGCUUCAAUAGCCUGCGGCUUCUUGAUGGAUGGAGUGGGACGGCUGAACACCAUCAAAAUUGCUGGAAUACCCGGCAUUAUAGGUUGGUGCAUGUGCGCCAUGGCCAACAACAUCCCAGUCAUCAUCUUUGGAAGACUCUUAGUCGGAUUAGCUUCUGCUUGGGGAACGAGUCCUGCCAUCGUCUACAUAUCUGAAAUUGCCCACACUGACCUGCGAGGGUCUUUGAUGUCUGUGGCUCCCCUCUACGUGUCCUUGGGCAUGGUUAUAACCUAUUUCUUGGGUUACAUUAUGCACUGGAGGGCUCUGGCCUGGCUCUGUAAUGUUUCUGUGUUAAUUCCUUGCCUCAUGUGCGUCCUCAUACCCGAGAGUCCUUCCUGGCUGAUAUGGAAGGGAAAAAACGACCAGGCCAAGAAGUCAGUCAACUGGUUCAACAAAAACCAGCCAAAACCCAAUGAUAAGGCGGAAACAGUGGCGGAAAUGCACUUCAGACUCCUCCAAGACGAGCAGGAGAAGAAGAACGAGGAGGCGGCCAAGAAGGGCAAGAAAGGGGCGUCCGCCAUCAUAAAGGAGUUCCUCAAACCAACCGGCUACAAACCCUUGAUCUUCUUCGUCGGCCUCUUCAUCUGCCAGCACUUCUCCGGCAUCUACAUCACCAUGUUCUACUCCAUCCAAUUCAUAGAGGCCGCCGGUACGAGUAUAAACGGCUACUUCGCCUCAAUUCUGAUCGGCGUGGUGAGGUUCGCAAUGUCCAUGGUCAGCACCGUACUACUGAAGAAGCACAAACGAAGAACGUUGAUGUUCAUCAGUUCGUCCGGCAUGGCCGUGUGCAUGUUCCUGUCCGGCCUCUUCACACAAUGGAUCCAAGAAGGAAAAACCACAAUGACUUGGCUUCCAGUGGCCUGCAUCCUUCUCUACGUGGUGACCAGCAUCAUUGGCGUCCUCCCAAUUCCCAACAUGCUGCUCGCCGAGCUCUUCCCGUUGGAAAUCCGAGGAACCGGCUACAGCAUAGGAUACUCCAUUUGCUGCAUGAUCAUGUUCUCGGCCCUCCAAAGUUACUACACCCUUUCCAAUAUGCUCGGCGGUGCCAAGAACCUGCAGUGGUUCUUCUCGGUGACCUGUUUGGGUGCUUUGGUUUACUCGUAUAUCUUCCUACCGGAGACUAAAGGUGUGAAGCUGACCGACAUCAACACCUACUUCAAGCACCAGUCGGUGUACAUUGGUUCGCACAAGAAGAAACGGUUAGAAGAAACGGACAACAAUAACAGAGUUUGAUGAUAUUCGUGCAGAGACAUUAACAAAUUAUUUAAAUGCUUGGAAAGAUCUCAUAGACGUGCCUCAUUAUUUAUUUUUUAUCUUUAUACAGGCACCUUUUAGAUGUACACAACAAAAUAAUAAAAUUCUAUCAAGUA
Aethina tumida (small hive beetle) is the source of this 1865-nucleotide messenger RNA. Its product is annotated as facilitated trehalose transporter Tret1. The record is from RefSeq and is a predicted model, not a curated record. The transcript is spliced from 10 exons. The coding region runs from base 154 to 1728 and encodes 524 amino acids. Gene Ontology annotation, biological process: transmembrane transport. Lineage: Eukaryota; Metazoa; Arthropoda; Insecta; Coleoptera; Nitidulidae. Gene Ontology annotation, cellular component: membrane. Gene Ontology annotation, molecular function: transmembrane transporter activity.